This is a messenger RNA of Oncorhynchus nerka (sockeye salmon), 719 nucleotides long. Its product is annotated as acid-sensing ion channel 2-like. NCBI's taxonomy places the organism in Eukaryota, Metazoa, Chordata, Actinopteri, Salmoniformes, Salmonidae. Gene Ontology annotation, biological process: sodium ion transmembrane transport. The transcript has a single exon. The coding region runs from base 30 to 719 and encodes 229 amino acids. The record is from RefSeq and is a predicted model, not a curated record. Gene Ontology annotation, molecular function: ligand-gated sodium channel activity. Gene Ontology annotation, cellular component: plasma membrane.
GCGUCCUUGGCUGUGGGACCGGAGGGGUCAUGAUGGACCUAAAGGAGAGUUGUGGCAGUGAGGGGAGCCAUGAGAGCUCCAGUCAGCACCCGUCCUCCUGGCAGGCCUUCUCCCACACCAGCACGCUCCACGGCCUGCGCUUCAUCUUCCCCUACGGCCGGCCAACACCUCGCCGCCUGCUCUGGGCCGCCGCUCUGCUGGCCUGCCUGGGCCUCCUGGCCCUGGAGAGUGCCGAGCGCCUGGCCUACUUCCUCUCCUACCCCCAUGUGACGAGCGUGGAUGCCGUGAUGUCGGGCAGCUUGUUGUUCCCUGCCGUCACCGUGUGCAACCUCAACGCCUACCGCUUCAGCCGCCUGUCCCGCAAUGACCUGUACCACGCUGGGGAGCUGCUGGCCCUGCUGGACGUCCACCUGAGGAUCCCUGAGCCCCAGCUGGCCGAGCCCCACGUCCUGGCCUUCCUCACAGACAAGGCCAACUUCACCGCCUACAGGCCCAAGUCCUUCAGCAUGCGUGAGUUCACCGAGAGGGUGGGCCACGACCUUAAGGAGAUGAUGCUCUACUGCCGAUACCAAGGCCAGGAGUGCAGCCACAAAGACUUCAAAAUCGUAAGUCUACUCAUAGUCUCCCUGUCUUUGCUCAGGUCUGGCACGGGUCAGAUCUGCUGCUACUGCAGCGCAGUUGAGUCUCUCACUCAGAAGGCUUUGUCUGUCAAGUGUUAA